Ostreococcus tauri is the source of this 1911-nucleotide messenger RNA. RefSeq names its product unnamed product. Lineage: Eukaryota; Viridiplantae; Chlorophyta; Mamiellophyceae; Mamiellales; Bathycoccaceae. The transcript has a single exon. The record is from RefSeq and is a predicted model, not a curated record. The coding region runs from base 1 to 1911 and encodes 636 amino acids.
AUGGGACGAAAGCGAGCGACCGCCGGGACGCGCGGUGAUGCUCCGAUGAAACCGUCCACGGUCGCCGCGACGUCGACGACCGAGGCGGUGACGGAAACGACCAUCGCGCGCGACGACGAGGAUGCGUCGAGAACACGAGGCGUGACGACGACGAGCGAGGCACGCGUCGAGCGCGCGGCGUCGACGGGGAAUAAUCCCGAGGAGGAGGCGCUCGAGCGUCAAGCGUUACACGCCGAACUCAUCGCUCGAGAGGAAGUGAGCAAGGCGUUCGCAAAGGUGAGGGAGUUGGAGGAACGGUGCGCGGACGCCGAGGCGUUUGCGAACGACGCGGAGUGUCGAUCGAGAGCGUUAGAGCGAGAGUUGGAGCGAUUAAGGGCGGAGACGGAGGAGGCGAAGGAAGGACAGAGAGCAGCGAGCGUCAGGGCGAGCGUUUUGGAGGCCAGAGUAGCGCUGAGUGGAGAGACGGGAGAGACAACUUUGAGCGGACCAAACGCCGAGGCGCUGAGCGAGAUGUUGGCGGCGGCGAACGCAAAGUUGAAAAUCGAGACCGAGGCGAAUGAAAAGGCGAGAAGCGAGAUCGAGCGCUUGAAACCAUUAGCGAUGGCGACGGAGGAGAUGAAAACGAGGCUCGAGCGCGCGGUCGCGGAGGCGAACGCGAGCGAACGCGUGCGCGGAGAUUUCGACGCAAACGAGCGAAAGCUUCGCGAAACCUUGACGAGACUGAACAACGAGCUGAAUCAGACCAGGGAGAAAGUUCGCGCGCUCGAGUUCGCAAACGAGGACGCAGUGCGAACGAGCACGCUGUUGCAGCAGCAAGCUGUGGAGGCGGGCGAGCGUAUCGCGAAGAAUCUUCGCCUUCGUCUCGACGAGGCUCUCGACGAGGUGUCCGAGCUCAGACGCAGAGAAGCCGUGCACGCGGCGGAGGUACACGGCGCGGCAGAGGCGGUUCGACGCGCCGCUAAAUUCGAGGAAGAGAACAAGCGCGUGAAACAUCAACUCGCCGACGUCGAGAUGACUCUCGCCGAUAGCGAGGCGGCCGUGCGGGCGUUGCAGUUUCAGCUCGACAUGGGCGGAGACUCGUCCAACCGCGACGACGCGCGCGAAUUGCGAGAGACUCGUCUUCGCAAUGAGCUCGACGAAGCGCGCGCGCACGCGGCUAAAUCUAGUGCCGAUGUCGCGCGUUUGAACGAUAUCGCGGCGACGCUGCGCCAGGAUUGCACAACGGCUCGUGAGACGAUUAAGCGCUUGGGAGAAGAAAACGCUGAGCUCUUAAAUCGAGUCGACGCCGCGGAGAAGCAGAUUGAAAUAAACUCACUCUUGGGAGGAACGAGCGUGAAGGACGAAGAUUUGGACAAGCUCCAGACCACGGCGAGUAAAGUAGAUCUGAUUGUGGCUGAGAAUCGAAGGCUUGAGACGGAGCGCGACGCCGCGGUGACGGCUCGACACACAGCGGAGGACACCGCGCGCGAGGCAAAAUCAACGCUGGCGAGAGAACGGGAAGAUUUUGAGGCUUGGAAACGCAAGGCGAGAAAUCUGAUAGAUUCGAAAGACCGUGAGCUCGAUUUUGCGAGAAAAAUGUCAGGGAAACCGCCGAGCGCCGCGCCAACCGUCGUCCUGCCAAAGCCACCGCUUUGCUCUUCAAAGCGCACGCAGGAAGAGGAAGUGUCGUACAUUCGCACAGUGGUCAUGGCGUUUCUCUUCUCCGAGGAUUGGGAUGUGCAACAAUCACUCCUCCCAACCCUCGUGUCCUUGUGCGGUGGAUCUGCGGAAGACCUGGUGCGCGUCAAAGAAAUCCGUUCGCAGUUUGAGCCAACGUUUGUGCAUUCGACGGAGGUGGCGAUAAACAAAUCGCUCGAGCAAAGCGCGAACGCUAUAGCGUCAACGUUCGGACUCGGAAGAUUCUUUUCAUGA